AUGUCAACAUGCGGAUCGUAUGGGCCCUCCAGACCUCAGACACAGAGAGCCGAUGUCAACUACUUGCGCGAUAUCUUCUGCAAAGUCGACAAGGACCGCAGCGGACGUGUGGACGCAGUCGAGUUGCAGCAGUGUCUGUCCAAUGGCACCUGGGAGCCCUUCGACCCUGUAACGGUGCGCAUGAUGGUCAACAUCUUCGACCGCAGCCGCACGGGCACGCUGACCUUCGACGACUUCGUGUCACUUUGGAACUACAUCAAAGACUGGCUACGGUGUUUCCAGGACUUUGACAAGGACCGGUCAGGUUCCAUCGACAUAAACGAGCUUCGCGACGCGCUCAGGAGCUUCGGAUACCGCCUGAGUGAUGAAGCUGCGGAUUUUCUGCUCAUGAAAUACGACCGUGAUAGGAAAGGAGCCAUAAAUUUCGAUGACUACAUCCUCUGUCGCAUUACCCUUGAGACGUUCACCUGUUCCUUCAAGAGUUACGACACCGACCAGGACGGCUACAUCACGAUAAGCUACGAGAACUUCUUGAAGCUUGGACUGAGCAUUUUUUUGUCGUGA
Messenger RNA from Rhipicephalus microplus (southern cattle tick), 564 nucleotides. RefSeq names its product programmed cell death protein 6-like. NCBI's taxonomy places the organism in Eukaryota, Metazoa, Arthropoda, Arachnida, Ixodida, Ixodidae. The record is from RefSeq and is a predicted model, not a curated record.